This is a messenger RNA of Poecilia reticulata (guppy), 2299 nucleotides long. It is a transcript of the gene zmat3, whose product is annotated as zinc finger, matrin-type 3. The record is from RefSeq and is a predicted model, not a curated record. Gene Ontology annotation, molecular function: nucleic acid binding; zinc ion binding. Lineage: Eukaryota; Metazoa; Chordata; Actinopteri; Cyprinodontiformes; Poeciliidae.
AGCCCGGACUUCAGCAGUCAGAAGUUAUUUUAUUGGUUUAUUUCAUUGUUAUUAUUMAUUUAUUAUGUUAUGCUAUUUGUUUACACGCAUAUCUGAGAACGGUUUAGUCAYAAUUCGCCAGCUCGGUGGCUGGAGUUGACCACAGAGGUGUAGCAUAUUUAUACAAUGUGUCAUUAUUGCCACCCAUGCAAAGAAGCAGCAGUGGCAUCGGAAAUGGGCCGAACCAAGACGGAGAGGGAUGCWGGGAGAACCUCCGGGUGCAUUUAAGCAAWCCAAAAGCGCCUUCACAAAUUACACGACGUUUUCCGAUUAUCUGUGGCAACAGCUAAACCAAAAACRCGCGCAGUGGAUGAGGAGCGGCGUGAAUUUGUGCUUUGGGUUGGGGAUCKUCUGCGCGCUGUUCCCCUUCCGGUGAAAGCGGCGGUGCGCGCGUCCUGGUCGGGGACUGUCAUCCUGUCUGACCGCCCGGUUUUUCAGAGAGGAGAAGUUGGCAGAGGGAUGUUCCGGCGAUGAUGGCGCUGCAGCUGAGGAGCGGGGAUGCUGCAUACUACCAGCGCGCAGAGUACUGCAGAAACUACACUUCGCCGCCUGUCGGCUACACUGACAGCAGCCAUUAUUUUGCACGAUUGCCAGGUCCGGACGCCAUGUUGAAGCCUCCUCUCAGUCUCUUCAGUCAUCCCCAACAGCCCUUCCAUUACAUGGACUCUCUGCACCAUUUAGGACCUCCACCCAUGGCGCCCACCCAGCCCCUCGGCCCACCACCCAUUGCUGCUACCCAACCAAUCGGACCCCCAGCUCUUCCUCCCACUCAGAGUCUGGGGCCUUCUGCCCACACGUUGAGGCCUCCAUCCAUUACUCCACCGCAUACCUUAGUCCCGCCUCCAAUGCCCCCAACCCGACCAAUGGGCCCUCCUCCAAUGGCGCACACUCUAGUUCCUCCACCUGUAGAUCCAACACAAGCAAUAGCACCUCCAACCAUUGACCUCACCCAGCCUUUAGGGCCUCCUCACCUCCCCCCAGCUCAAGCACUGGUCCCUCCACCUGUGGCGCCCGCACCCACCCGCUUCCCGCUGCCCCCCAGCCCUUUAUCCUCACCCCCCGCUCCAGACCCAGACCCAUCACAGAUUACCCCACGGCCCCCAGGACCAACACCGGUAUCCAGCUACCCGUGUGGGCCUCUGCCGGGCCAAGCAGCUCCUGCCAGCGAGCAGCCCCAGGAUGAGGGCUCCUCGCUGGGGCUGGAGGAGCAGGACGACCCUCUGGGUCUGGAAGAACUGUGCAAACCACUUUACUGUAAGCUCUGCAAUGUUACACUGAACUCCGCUCAGCAGGCACAAGCUCACUACCAGGGAAAGAACCACAGCAAAAAGUUGAGAAAUUUCUAUGCUGGCAGCCAGCAGCCGCCUGCCAUCAGGAUACCAGAAGCCCUGGAGGGCGCCGGUCCGAACGCCGGCUCAGGAGCCGCUGAUGCUGAUGGGGGCAGACAGGCUCUGUAUAAAGGGGCGCCCCGGGUCAUCCUGGCCACUGAGAACGACUAUUGUAAACUGUGUGACGCCUCCUUCAGCUCGCUGGCGGUUGCGCAGGCCCACUACCAGGGCAAAAACCACGCCAAGAAGCUUCGCCUGGCGGAGGCCCAGCAGAACUCCAGCAACAUGGAAGGCAGCAGUGAAGGAGCGCCGAGAAAAAAUCGGAAAGAUGGCAACGAGUACAGGCUGGUGAAAAACCGCCGCAGCCCACAGCUGCCCGCCGCCAUGCCAGGGCCGUAUUACAACCCGAGGCCGAGGCAGCGCAUCCCCAGGGACCUGGCCAUGUGCGUGACUCCCAGCGGACAGUUCUACUGCUCCAUGUGCAACUGCGGCGCCGAGCAGGAGACGGACUUCCGGCAGCAUCUGGAGAGCAAGCAGCACAAAGCCAAAGUGUCGGAGCUGAGAUACCGCCAUGAGAUGGAGAACCUCGGCUACAGCUAAGAGGGCCGCGGGAAGAGGCGACCCGAACAGAUCCAAACAUCCAAAAUGGAGGCCAGAUCUCACCGCAGAUCAUCUAAGAUUUAAUUUAAACGUCAAAUCUAGACAGGAGCAUUUCAAAAAGUAUUACAGCAGCUCAAACAGUAGAUCAAGUAGUGAAUAGUUACAUCUGUGUUUUCCUCAUUUAAGAUGUUUUGGAUCCUUACACUGCAAAAACACAAAAUAUACCCAGUAAUUUUGACCAGUUUCUAGUGUAAAUAUCUUAGAAACCUUUAAAUAAGAGAAGAUUAACUUACAAGUAGCUUUUCAGCAAGAUAUGCGAGUUUGUUUUAUAU